Molecule: messenger RNA, 1591 nt
Organism: Eublepharis macularius
Lineage: Eukaryota; Metazoa; Chordata; Lepidosauria; Squamata; Eublepharidae
Gene: COQ3
Product: coenzyme Q3, methyltransferase
Exons: 7
Coding region: 179-1189 (336 amino acids)
Biological process (GO): ubiquinone biosynthetic process
Molecular function (GO): 2-methoxy-6-polyprenyl-1,4-benzoquinol methyltransferase activity
Source: RefSeq, a predicted model, not a curated record
CGCGCCCUCCAUGGCGCUGUGGGCCGCUCAUCUUUUAGGCCCCUGGCGGUGCCUGCUGCUGUUUUGGUUCCGCUGUAUUGGUUCCCCACUUUCGUCCCGUUGAGAGCUGCCUAACCUUAUCGCGGCUUCCUGCGCUUCUGUUAGUUAGGUCGGCACGUUUCCUCCGCUAUUCAAAUGAAUGUUUCUAGAGGAAAGGAAGGACGUUGCGGGAGGUUACAGCUGUAAUCACUCUAGUCCUUUGCAAAUAGCUCAAGGGGUCUUGUUUAAGAAAUGUAAAAGUCAGUUAAAAUAUAGUACACAUACCAAUCUGGCCAAAGCAUGGAACAAAAUAUAUUUCACAGGCCAGCCAUUCAGCACUUCUCACACAACAGUGGAUCCAAAGGAGAUGAAGAAAUUUCAGCUGUUGGCAUACAAAUGGUGGGAUGAGCAUGGAGAAUAUUCAGCCCUUCAUUCCAUGAAUGAUAUUAGAGUGCCAUUUAUUCGAGAUACUGUUCUAAAUAUGAGAAAUGAUCAUCCUCUGGGAAGCCCUCUUUCUGGUAUGAAGAUCCUGGAUAUUGGAUGUGGUGGUGGACUGUUGACUGAGCCCCUAGGUAGGUUGGGAGCUUCAGUUACUGGCAUUGAUCCUGUGGAAGACAAUAUCAGAACAGCAGAACUACAUAAAUCAUUCGAUCCAGUCUUAGGCAAGAGAAUACAGUAUAAAUCAUGUUCACUAGAAGAUCUUGUGGAAGAGGCUUCGGAAACCUUUGACAGUAUUGUAGCUUCUGAAGUAGUAGAACACGUGGCUGAUGUGGAAAUGUUUGUCAGGUGCUGCAGUAGAGUGUUAAAACCUGAAGGCUCUCUAUUCAUAACUACCAUCAACAAAUCACAGUUGUCUUACCUCUUGGGCAUUGUGGUUGCUGAGAAAGUAUUGGGCAUUGUUCCGGCAGGCACCCAUGAGUGGGAGAAAUUCAUAGCUCCAGAAGAGCUGGAGCGGAUCCUAGAAUCAAAUGGUUUUUUAGUCAAGACAGUAAAAGGAAUGUUGUACAACCCUCUGUUUGGAUCCUGGAGCUGGAUUGGGAGCACUAGCAUUAACUAUGCUCUCCAUGCUGUGAAAUCCACUGCACAGGAACAGUCGGGGCCCAGUGAACCACCUCUGGAAAUAGACAAAGAGCAGCUCCAAACAGAAGCCAGUAUUGGAACUGGUAGUUGAGACAAGCGGGAAGUUGGAAGAUUUGCAUAAACAGCUGUAAUAAUAAACCAGUAAAGAAUGCACAGCCCUGUGUUUAUAGUGCUGGAUGUCAAAAUGUGUCUGCCAGCCCAUUACAAAGCAGUCAUGAGGGUGAAGAAUUGUUCCUUCUUUACAGUGACAAUGAAGAAAGCUCAUUUGAGUUAUCUUGAAUAAGAAGUCAAUUGUGUAUCUACUGAUCAGGUAUUUGGGGAAAGUUAUUGGAAGAGACUAGAUGUCCAUGGACUGUUUUUUUAAAUGAAAUGUAUGCUGCUGGAUGUCUUUAUGGUCUGAAAUAAGUUUUGGAAGUUCUGGCAUAAAAUGCAAUAUUUUAUAUCAGCAAAUGUCACGUUAUUAAAUUCACCAGCUUGUCUAUUUUUAAACCUG